UUUUGCCCAGCCCUUGACUUUUUGGGGGGAGAAAUGAAACCGGAAAUUGCAAAGCAAUACUCACGUUUGGGCUCGAGAUACUAUCUAAUUUCGACUAGCUACUUUCGGUUCAUGUCCUUUGCUGAUACCACAUUCCUGACAAGUUUGUACAUAUAAAACAUAUAUGUAAACGAGUAAAGGCAUACAUAAAGUAAGAAUUGAACGUGUAAAUGUUCAUUCAUAGUCGUAACAUAGGGUUUGUACGUUUACAAAUGUAAUUUAACGGUUACGUUUCAUGUUUCACGGAUCGCUUUUCUUACAAUCCUAACAAUUUCCGUAUGAUCGAUCUACUUGCACCCGCUGCAAAACACUCCUACCUUGGCGCCCGGGACAUAUUAAUUGAAUCCCCUCAAGAGUGCCACAAAUCCACGGAAGUUGAUUUGGGGAUGGUCUGGACUGACAAAAUCUGGACCAAUAAUAGACGUCUAUUUUUGGGCCAGGGCGGACCAUAUCUAAAGUUCAAGCAAAUAUGAUCAAAAUAUAGGAGUCCGAGCGUGCAUGUAGUGUUGUCUACGUAUUCUCCUCGAUCGACUGAUUUGCUCUUUCUAAUAGGGUCAACGACAAAUAAUAACCAGGCUACUUUAUAAUAUGGACGUUUUCAAAUACCCUGUUUUCUUCGAGUGUCAGACUCUGGACCCACCACAGAAAAAUAUGAUAAAAAGGUACUUUGGAAUUAAACGUAAAUCCGGUGGCGGAGUUUGUGGACCAGUAGAAUCAGUUGGUGACAAAGUCUACAAGAUCGCAUUUAUUGACCAGACAGUCCAGCAGAGGGUACUUCAGAAACCUAAUCAUGUUUUGGAGAUGCCUGGAGGACCUCUCUUCCUCACUCUGAGAGACAGUCAGGAGCCUCCACCCACAACAACCUCCCCAGUCAGCAGUCAGGAGCCUCCACCCACAACAACCUCCCCAGUCAGCAGUCAGGAGCCUCCACCCACAACAACCUCCCCAGUCAGCAGUCAGGAGCCUCCACCCACAACAACCUCCCCAGUCAGUAGUCAGAGUCACCACUCCCUCCCGGUCGAGACAUCUCCACCUGGUGGUCAAGAACAUGUACUCCAUUGUCUGAGCACAGGGAAGCAGGAGAAGAUCAGCACCACCUGUCAUCUGGGACAGGUCCAGCUCCUUCUUCUAGGUGAAGUGAUAGAGAAGGAUCUAGGUGAGGUUGUUCCAGGGGUGAAGGUGACACGCGGUGACUCAGCUCAGCUGGUCCUGCAUGGCUACGCAAAUGAAGUCCAGACAGCCAGAAAGUUGGUUACGGAUAAGAUCUCUCUGGUGCUGGAGCGGGUGGUGGUGGUGUCCCCCCACCUCCUGUCCUUCCUGAGGGAGGAGUAUGGGAGGCCUGGGAACCUGAGCAGUCUGCUGGGGUUGGGACUCCGUGUGGAGGUAGAGUUGGGGGAUACAGAGCUCCGUCUGUUCUCCCUCUCCUCUGGGAAACUGGACCAGGCUGAGAAGGAUCUGCUGGGAGAGUUUGGGGAGGAGAAGAUUGACGUGCCCAACGGUGCCCUCCUGGCUGAACUGAAGUCUAAGCUUGAGACGAAGGUGAAGGAGAUGAACCAGAGCAGAUGCAGGGUGGUAGCCAGGUAUGGUCCUGGGUGUAGAGUGCAGCUGCUGGGCCACAUGAAGGAGGUUCAGGAGCUGAGGGAGGAGAUUGGGGCCUUUCUGAUGGGCAGGUCCAGAGUCGUAAGAGUCGUGAGACACCAUCAACAGAAUCAGGAUGGCGUAGUCAGCGAAGCAGGAACCGGAUCGAUACAGGAGGAGAUGGUCGCAGCCACCAGCUAUCGCCUCCGUCUGGGACUGCAGGUAGUUGUUUGUCAAGGUGACAUCACCAAGGAACAGGCGGAUGCGCUGGUGAACGCAGCCAAUGAGGACCUGGAUCAUGCUGAGGGCGUGGCUGCAGCCCUGAGCCGGGCGGGGGGGCCUGAGGUACAGCGGGCCAGCAGGGAUCUGGUUAGGCAGAUAGGGAGAGUGCCCACAGGUACAGUGGUAGAGACUACAGGAGGGAAUCUGCCUUGUAAGAUGCUGCUGCAUGCAGUGGGACCAGUAGGGGGCAGCGUAGGUAGGAAUGAGCGCCCUUUGCUGGAGAAGACAGUAAAGGCAGUCCUGGAUCUGGCAGAGACCAUGGAACUCCAGACCUUGGCCAUGCCCUGCAUCAGCUCGGGGAUAUUGGGCGUUCCUCUGAAGGUGUGCUCUGAGGCCAUAGUCUCUGCAGUGAGGGACUUUGGGAGGAAACAGCACAUCCUUACCAAAGUCACUCUGAUUGAUGUGAGUGGAGAGGCAGUGAAAGCCAUGCAGGAGGCCUGUGAUAGGCUAUUAGAGGGGAAGAGGGAGUUUCCUGGGUGGGAGGUAGAGUCCAGCACCACCACUACCACUACACAUGCUCCUCAGAGAGACACCACUGCUGCCUCCACCAGGGGACCAGUGGCUCCAGAGGUCUGUGUCCAGGUGGAGAUCAUCCAGGGAACCAUAGAGAAACAGGAGGUGGAUGCCCUGGUGUCCCCCAUGGUUGGCAGUGACCCUCUCUCCUCCCGUGUUGGUAAUGCGUUGUUGGAGGCAGCUGGACCAGGGAUGAUGACAGCGUUUGUGAGGAAAUCAGGGGGACGGACUGCACCUGGUGACAACGUCCUGGUGGAGGGACUGUCUGGUCUCAGCUCUGGCCGUGUCUUCUUCCUCAGCUGUGCACAUUGGGACAACAACCCCCAAGGACCAGCAGUACAGGCUCUGAGGCAGGGUGUGAGGAACAUUUUGACCUCUUGUGAGAAGCGGCGCUUCCGUUCCGUUGCCUUCCCUUUAGUUGGAACUGGUGUGGUUCUCCAGUUCCCUGACAAUGUGGUAACACAGGUUCUGCUAGAAGAGAUCCGUAGGUAUGAGCAGAACCGAGCGAGCAGAACCCCCUUCCUUGUCCGCAUCAUUGUCCAUCCAAAUGACAGAGAUUCUACCAAGGCUUUUCAGACUGCCCAGAAUGCUUUGCAUCUCAGGGGGUUUGUAUUAGGCACUCGACCAGAGCAAGACAUCAGGAUUGUGCUGCUGGGGAAAACCGGAGGAGGUAAAAGCAGUGCUGGAAACACCAUCUUCGGACAAGAUGAUGUGUUCCUCGUAGACAGUUCCUCCACCUCCUCAACACAGAAAUGUAAAGCUCAGACCAAGAACAUCAAAGGGAGAAACAUCACCCUGAUUGACACACCUGGAUUCUUUGACACUGACAUCCCUGAAGAGGAGCUGAAACCUAAAAUAGUUAAAUGUAUAACAGAGUGUGCUCCAGGACCGCAUGCCUUUCUCAUUGUACUGAAAGUGGAACGGUACACAGUCCACGAGAACGAAGCCGUAGCGAAAAUCGAGACGUAUUUUUCACCAGAGGCCUUCAAAUAUGCUACAGUCCUCUUCACUCAUGGUGACCAGCUCAAUGGUUUGACCGUUGAGAAGUUUGUCCAACAGAAUGCUGAACUGAACAAGCUUGUGGAGAAAUGUGGAGGCCGCUGUCACGUGAUCGACAACAAAUACUGGAACACCAAUCAGCAGGGUCCGUACAGCAACCAGUACCAAGUAGCAGAGUUACUCAACACCAUAGAGAAGAUGGUGAGAGAUAACAGAGGAGGGUUCUACACCAACGAGAUGCUCCAAGAGGCAGAGAGAUUAAUACAAGCAGAGAUAGAGGGUCUUAGUAAGGAGUUAAAAGGCCAGAUGUCAGAGGAAGAGAUGAGAAAACAAGCCAAGAAAAGAGCAAGGAAGAAACUCCUGAUCAAAUGGUCAGGGAUAGCAACAGGUGCAGUGGUAGGAGCUUUUCUUGGGGUGGCACUGGUGAUAGGGAUCCCACUUCCAUUCGAAACAAAACCACUGUUUAAUUUAGUCAAACGUCAGAUUGCAGCUUCAAUGACAAUAGGGCCAGCAGCCGUGACAAAGGCAGUACGACCAGUACUUGUAGCAAAGAACAGGGCGACCAUGAGAGGGGAUUCAAAGACAGGUGCAGGGGUAGGCAUAGCUGCAGGAGUUGUCGUUGGGAUGGCCGCAAUAGCAGGAGCAGUAAGAGGAGGGAUAGUAGGAGCUACUGCAGCAGAGGAGGCAGAGACGGUACAGGAGGCAGCAGAGAAAGCAGCCAAUGCUGUCUACCAUGAAGCUACGCGUCUUCAUGACCAAGCAGGACACCUUCUGCUAAGGGACAGUAACUCUAAGUAGAUGAGUUAUUAUUAUUAUUAUAUAUUUUUUUUUAACCUUUUAUUUAACUAGGCAAGUCAGUUAAGAGCAAAUUCUUAUUUUUAAUUACGACCUAGGGGUGGGUUAACGACAGAACCUUGUCAGUUCAGGGAUUCGAUCUAGCAUCUUUUCGGUUACUGGCCCAACACUCUAACCACUAGGCUACCUGCCGGCCCACUCAGUGAGCUGUACUCCGCCAUAAGCGAACAGGAAAUGCUCAUUCAGAGGCGGCGCUCCUAGUGAACAAUAGCUGCUUGUCCAACAUAUGUAGCUGCUUGUCCAAAUAUAUAUAUAUAUAUAUAUAUAUAUAUAUAUAUAUAUAUAUAUAUAUAUAUAUAUAUAUAUAUAUUUCAUAGUUUUGUAAAAAAAUCGAGGGUAUGGUAGCACAUAGGGCUGUGGCAGUCAUGAAAUGUUGUCAGUCGGUUAUUGUCAUGCAAAAGGCUGCUGGUCUCACUGUAAUUGACUAUUAAUUAACAUAAACACGUUUAGCAUUUGGAUGCCUCCACUCAUACCAGCUGUAUACAAGCCACACAGCACUUUUGGAACAUCUACAUUUAAAAAGUUUAAAUCAAUUGAAUAUACACCAAAGCAAUAAACCUAUUAUUUAUUUUAGGAAGGUCUAUAUAAACAUUAUGAUAUGAAGAAAAUGUAUUUGGCUUUGGCUUUGCGCCAUACCAUAGUCUGUAGGCUUGUUCAUUUAGCAGACAAAAUAUGCUUGAGUCCCGUUCCAAUAGUUUAUUACAUGUGAUUUUAUAGUAAGAUUAAUGUAAUUGAACUUAGCCGAAUAAAAUAGAUAGGAUAUUUGUCAUAUUCUGGAGCGAGUGCGCAUAUGAAGUGGCUAUGUUGAGCGUAAAAGUGAUCAUUUAAAGCAGGUCCUAAAGAGUUAUAUUGUACAAACCUUAAAAAUCAAAACAUGAUGCGACUAUAGGCUAUUGAUGAUUUGAGAAAGUCGCAAAAAAACUUGGCGCCCCGGUCCUUGCCUGUGGCUGCACAAGCUGUUCUCUCAUCGAGUGAUCAUAUUUUUAUUUAGUAUUAUUUUUUUCACCCACAGUUUAAUCUUGCCUUUACUAAUAUGUCAAAUUAAUUUUAAUUUAGAAUGGGCCAUUAUCAAAUGUGCAGGAACAGAGGCGGGGGAAGUAUGUCAUCAGUAUGCACUCGAAUAGCGAAUAGAAGCCGCUUUCCUGACAGUAUUUUUAUUUUUUUUAAACUAAUGAGGUAGGCUACUCGGUUUUUCACCCCACACACAUCAACCACUAAACAGUCGAGCGGCGCGACAGGUGAUAUUCCGCCCAAACUCUGUAUGCUAUGGGCUCUCCAACCCGGUUCCUGCAGCUAACAAGUGCUUAAUUUGGCCAACCAAGUUAAAUCUGUUCGGAAAAUUUAAAGUAACAUGUUUUAACAACUAAAGAUAAUUCAUUAAACUGUUGACAGCCCCUCUCUCAGCGUGCUCCAAUAAGAAAUGAAGGAGAGAUGGAGAUGGAAAUGCACGGUGGUGAGCUAGUCUGUAGCUAAAGGUAAUGUGUCAGCCUAUUAGUUAUUUAAAAAAAACUAUUACAAGGCUAUUCAAAAUCAAGUACAAAUUAUCUAUAAUUGUUGGCUAACUGAAUUUGUAUAGGAUAGACCAAUUAUGUACCAUAGACAUCAUAAAAUCAGUUUUUUAAACAUGUUUUUCUGACAUGCAUACCAUGUGGUAGGCUAUGUGUUGUAUAAUGGCACAAUCAUUAUUUAAAUGCAGGUUUUUUUUUUCGGGCUU
This is a messenger RNA of Oncorhynchus mykiss (rainbow trout), 5980 nucleotides long. RefSeq lists its product as uncharacterized. Gene Ontology annotation, molecular function: GTP binding. Lineage: Eukaryota; Metazoa; Chordata; Actinopteri; Salmoniformes; Salmonidae. The record is from RefSeq and is a predicted model, not a curated record.